Molecule: messenger RNA, 442 nt
Organism: Sinocyclocheilus grahami
Lineage: Eukaryota; Metazoa; Chordata; Actinopteri; Cypriniformes; Cyprinidae
Product: V-set and transmembrane domain-containing protein 2A-like
Exons: 3
Cellular component (GO): membrane
Source: RefSeq, a predicted model, not a curated record
CAGUGAGCACCUGUGUGAGAGUUGCAGAGUAGCAGUAUGUUUCCCGCUCCGCAUCUUCUUCGCGUGGCUUUCAAUUAAUGCGCUCAACAUUUCUGGAGGACUUCUCUUUUCCAGCUCAUGCGAGAUCUCAGCUGUCUUUGGAAUGAUGGGAACCUUACAUGACAGCAUUGGAUUUGUGCUCUUUUCCUGUUUGUCCAUUCAAGUUGGAUUUUCUCUUGACGGAAAGUUUACCGAUUUCCCUACUAACAUCACUGCAAGGGAAGGACAGAAUAUUGAAAUGGCAUGUGCCUUUCAAAGUGGGAUGUCUUCGGUUUACUUAGAGAUCCAGUGGUGGUUUAUUCGAGCUCCGGAGGAACUGAUUACAAGCGAGGAGAAUGAGGACGAUACGGAGAUGGAGCUGAUUCCAGAUCCGGAUCCUGAUGAAGAAGGGACUAAAAUAAGU